AGCUAGAGCGAGAGACUAUUCGCUUGCAUGUACAAGAUUUGGAUUGAAGCCGGAACAUGCUAAUAUCUGGCUUAUAACAUACUUAUAAUCAACCAUUUACGCGUUGAACACCUUGUCGGUAAAUAGAGCAUUCGAAAAGAACUGGGAAUAAUUUGAGAACCCCAAUACAAUGUAGUAAAAAUAAUAAUGGGCAGACUUUGAUAUCUAGCCUUAGUUUUGGUGAGGUAAUUUGUUCCGAUUUGAUUCCCAUUGUCAAGCUAGUAGCUUGCGUUCCGUCGCGAUUUGUGAAUCACACACCGUUUAAACGGGGUAUCACUUCACUUCUUCACAUAUAUUCAUUGGGUAUUAGCGUCGGGAAUAAUAUUAAUUGAAAUGAAAUCGGGUUUAAUCCCUACUUACAUGGUUUUAUGAGGACUGGUCCGGGCAUACAUUUGUGGUUUCAAAAGGAAUCUUUCCGUACACCAGACUUUACGUUUUUGUAUCAUUCGAACGACUACUGUUUCCGCUAGGCGUCACCCGAUCAUUCACGACAUGACAAUUUAUAUUUAUUUUUUUCAUGUCGUGCAAAAUAUGUACUAACUAACCAAGGUAGAAAGAAAGAUGGAAGUGAAUAACUCAGCAAAUGUGGAUGCAACCAUGAAGGAUGUUGAAAAUAUCCCAACGGAUGAAUUACCAGAUUCCGUGGUAAAACAAGAAAGUGACUGUACGCCAUUGCAAGUUGAUGGUUUCUCAGAUUCCGUGAUAAACCAAAAAAGUGACUGUACACCAUGGCAAGCCGAUGGACUCCCAGACUCAAAGUUGACCAACACAAAUAACUUUAAACCGCCUGAUGGUGGAUGGGGGUGGUUUGUGUGCUUUACGGCAUUGGUGGCCAAUGGGACAGUCAUUGCGAUUAUAAAUACGUAUGGAAUUAUAUAUGUUGCAAUCGAAGACAAAUUUUCUACCAAAGAACAAAGUAUAGCUUUUAAAACUUCAUUGGUGGGUUCUGUAUGCACCGCAAUGACAUUCCUAAUGUGCAUUGUGGCUAGCAUUCUCAGUGACAAAAUUGGUAUAAGGCAAACAGCGGCUUUAGGUGCUGUUCUUGGUAUCAUUGGACUCUUGGGAAGUGCUUUCGUGGAGACACUUGAAAUAUUGUAUCUCACCUAUGGAAUAUUCCUUGGACUCGGGUCAGCGUUUGUUUUGUUCCCAUCUGUUUUUAUAUUAGGGCAUUACUUUAGGAAGCAUUUAGGCCUUGUAAAUGGAAUAGUAACAUUUGGAGGAGGCGUAUUUACGAUUUGUUCCUCCCUUUCUUUUCCGAUCUUAUUCAAAAAUAUUGGCCUCAAAUACACGUUCAUAAUACUCUCUGGAUUUUAUUUGAUAUCAUUGGGAUGUACAUUAACCUGGAAACCCCUGCUACCAAAACAACCAGAUACCACAACAGGAAAGGAAGCCGACACAGGUGAAUCGAGUUGUUGCAGAUCUCUAGUAGGUUAUCUAAAUAUGGGAAUAUGGAAGAAUAAAGAUUAUGUGGUGUGGUCUUUAUCAGUGUUUCUGUCAUUGUUUGGAUAUCUCGUGCCUUUUUAUCACUUGCCUAAGUAUUCCGAACAGUUGUUUCCUGGGUCUAAGGGCAGUUAUUUAGUUUUGUGUUUGAACAUUGCAUCAUGUGUUGGCAAACUUGUGUGUGGAAAACUGGCUGAUCUACCUUGUGCUAAUCGCGUCCGGAUGCAGCAAGCAGCUUUUGGUGUGGUGGGUGUGGUGACUAUGUGCAUACCUUUAGCUGAGCAUUAUUACAGUUUAAUAGCAGUAAGCUUAAUCAUUGGAGCAUGUGAUGGCUUCUUCCUCUGCUUAAUUGGACCUAUAGCUUUUGAUUUGGUUGGACCAAUCGACGCUUCACAGGCGAUAGGUUUCGCAUUUGGAAUGGCAGCAAUUCCGUUGUCUGUUGGACCUCCAGUUGCAGGUGCUCUGUAUGAUAAUUUAGGAUCGUACCCUAUUGCCUUUCAUUUGGCUGGUGUUCCGCCCGUAAUAGGAGCUUUGGGGAUGUUCUUUGUUAAGAAGAAACCAAGACCACUAGCCACCCAGAGUGAAGAACAGAUGAACAUGUUAACAGAACUAUAGCACACACCAAAUAAAUAUAGCAAUAAAUUACAAAAACAAUCUGUAAAAUAAAGCCUUCGAUCGAUUAUUAA
Molecule: messenger RNA, 2165 nt
Organism: Patella vulgata (common limpet)
Lineage: Eukaryota; Metazoa; Mollusca; Gastropoda; Patellidae
Product: monocarboxylate transporter 10
Exons: 5
Coding region: 601-2094 (497 amino acids)
Biological process (GO): transmembrane transport
Molecular function (GO): monocarboxylic acid transmembrane transporter activity
Source: RefSeq, a predicted model, not a curated record